AUGUCAAAAAUCCUUUCUGAACAGAAUCCUCCAUCGUUUCCUAUUCUACGACCACCAAAUGAAAAUGUAAAUUGUUCACAAUACAUCUCACUAAAUAGAUAUCCUCUAGCAUAUGCACCACAAAAUAAUAAUGUUCCGUCAGCAUCAACUGUUUAUCCACAAGCAUUAUUUCCAACUUAUUUAAUACCAACACAUUAUCCAAUGCCUUCAGUACCAUCAACAGUUGCCAAUCAACCGAAAAUACCACAGGAGCCACCAGUUACACACCCUGAUCUAAAAGAACAAAUACAAAGUCAUCAAACACAAGAUACAAAAAUCGAUGAAGGAACAGUAGCAACAUCUCAGCCUACAAUAGCACAAAGUGUUCAACAAUCGAAUUUAUGUGCACCCAUAAUAUCAUCUAGAAAGAAGAGAAGACAAAAGAAAAAAUCGCCAUAUCCUUUGAAUUCCAUAUUACAUAAAUCUGAAAAAGUUUCUACACAAUCAAUAACUUCGGCUACGACGAUGUCAUCAAUAUCUUCAACAAUAAUAACGACUGAAAAUCGAGCUAUUGAAUCGAGCACGACGAAUACAGUUAAAUCGAGUGUCAAAUCAAAAAAUAAAAUAAAAAAACAAACUGAAAUUCCACAACAAUCUCCUGUUAUACUUGCUGCGUCUUCUAAUAUUCAAACAGAUAAGUCUGAUAAUCAAAUAUCGGCAAUGAAUGAAGAAAUUAGUAAGACUUCAUUGAAAUCACAACAAACACUAUCAAGCACAACAACAAUAAUCAAUGAUGGAAAACCAAAGAAACAUUUCCAUUAUGAUCGUCAAGAACUUCUACUUAUUCGUGAUAGUUCAGGACCAUUUUCGGCUCCACAACGUCUUGUUGGUCUCGAUAUUUUUAUUAAUCGAUGUGAUGAUAAUAAUAAUAAUAAUAAUAAUAAUACAAGUGAUUCAUGUACUAAUACAAAUAGUCAAAAACGUGUUAAUCGUUCCUGUCUUCAAAAAUCAUUAGGUACUAAUCGUCAAUCAUUAAAACAUGAUCAAAAUAAUCGCAGACUAACAAGCAAUUUAAGUCAUAAAAUAGAAAAUCAUGUAUCAACUAAAUCUGAUUUUAGUAAUCAGAUUACAAAGCCUUACAUCCCAGUCGAUCAAAAUAAAAUUGAUGCUGAUAAUAGAUUUUUAUGUGAUGUUACAUCCAUAGUAAAUAAAUUAACACCACAAACAUAUGAUCAAUUACAAAAACAACCUGCAGCUUUAGAUUUUGAUUGUUAUGAAAAACUAGAAGGAAUGAUUAUGAUAUUGCAUUCUAAAGUAAAUUUUCUUGUUAGUUUUUAUUAA
Messenger RNA from Rotaria sp. Silwood2, 1320 nucleotides. The record is from the annotation of a GenBank genome assembly. NCBI's taxonomy places the organism in Eukaryota, Metazoa, Rotifera, Eurotatoria, Philodinida, Philodinidae.